CAGGAGCAUCUCCAGCAACAGAACACUGCGAUCCUUCUCAACUCAUCAUGUCAUCUCUAUCUGUGAACAGUGAGCUUGUCUUCUACAUUAAUGGCAAGAAGAUUGUGGAGAAGAAUGCUGAUCCAGAAGAAAUGUUAUUGGCUUACCUGCGAAGGAAAGUAGGUCUGACGGGCACAAAGUAUGGCUGUGGUGGAGGGGGAUGUGGGGCCUGUACUGUGAUGGUGUCCAGAUACAACCCUAUCCAGGACACUGUGCUUCACUGGUCAGUGAAUGCGUGUCUACAGCCGAUUUGUUCUCUACACGGUGCAGCAGUGGUGACCAUCGAAGGCAUUGGAAGCACCAAGACUAAACUACAUCCCGUUCAGGAGCGUAUAGCAAAGGCUCAUGGGUCUCAGUGUGGGUUUUGUACUCCUGGGAUGGUGAUGUCCAUGUACACAUUACUUAGAAAUAACCCACAGCCCACCAUGGAGGACAUUCGAGAGACACUGGGAGGGAACCUGUGUCGUUGUACUGGAUACCGACCGAUAAUUGAUGGAUUUAAAACAUUCUGUGAUACUCGGAUAUCUUGCCAAAAUGGUGACGGAAAUGGAAAAUGUUGCAUGGAAAACAGCAAUUCUCACAACAAUGAAUCCGAUAUUUCUGGAGAACUUUUCAGCAUGGAUGAAGUCUUACCCCUUGACCCAACUCAGGAUCUGAUCUUUCCCCCAGAGUUACUGAUUAUGCGAAAGCAAAAAGCUGAACAACUUUGUUUCCAAGGUGAAAAGGCCAGGUGGAUUUCCCCAGCAGAUCUGAAAGAUUUAAUCAAGCUGAAAGCUGAAUACUCCAAUGCACCUCUGUUGGUUGGGAACACAACCAUAGGGCCAAAGAUGAAUCUGAAGGGAACCGUCCAUCCUUUGGUGAUCUAUGGUGGAAGCAUUCCAGAACUUCAAGCUGUCAAAUGGAGAAACAAUAGCGUAACUGUAGGGGCAGGAUGCAGUUUGUCUGUUUUGAAGGACAUCCUCCUGCGAGGAACUGAAGAACUCGGGCCAGAGAAAAGCAGGGUUUACCAGGCCCUCGUUCAAACAUUACAGUGUUUGGCGGGCAAACAGAUUCGCAACAUGGCUUCCAUUGGUGGAAAUAUCCUGAGCGCCAACCCCAAAUAUGACUUGAGCAGCAUUCUUGCAGCAGCGGAGUGUACACUACACAUUGUUUCUAAUGAUGGUGCUCGAGAGAUUUGUCUUAGUGAGGAGUUUUUCACAGGCUUUGGUAAAACGGCUCUACGACCAGAUGAGAUUCUGCUGGCUAUUGACAUUGCUCACUCAAGACCGUGGGAGUUUGUUUCGGCAUUUCGCCAGUCACAGCGCAGAGAGUUCGCCUUCUCCAUAGUGAACGCUGGCAUGAGGGUGGUGUUCAGACACAACUCAAAUGUGGUGGAGAAUCUGGAUAUUUUUUAUGGCGGUGUGGGGCCAACUCUGGUAAAAGCCAGACACACCUGUAAAGAGCUGAUGGGAAGAAAAUGGGAUGAGAAACUUCUGGUAGAGGGAACACAGCUCUUAGAAGAAGAAAUUUCUGUGCCCCCUACUGCACCCGGUGGACGGGAAGAGUAUCGCAAGACUUUAGUACUCAGCUUCUUUUUCAAGUUUUACAUGCAAGUGCUGCUGGAGCUCCAACAAAAAGAGGUUGGCAUGAAUGAUUUGCCAUUAGAAUAUCUCAGCGCAUUAAAACCCUUCAAAAAUGAGGUGCCACAAGGAAACCACUCAUUCCAGCUUGUACCAGAGACUCAGUCUUCUAGUGACCCGGUGGGACGUCCCAAUGUACACCAGGCUGCCCUUCAGCAGGCGACAGGAGAAGCUGUGUAUUAUGAUGACAUCCCUUCUGUUAAAGGAGAACUGUUUGUUUCCAUGGUAACCAGCACCAGGGCUCAUGCAAAGAUCAUCUUUAUAGAUGCAUCAGUGGCUCUAGCCAUGUCUGGAGUGAUCACCUUCAUCUCUGCCAAGGAUGUUCCUGGUCAGAAUCGAAGACUCUGGUUCAACAACCCAGAGGAGCUUUUUGCAGAAGAGGAGGUCAUUUGUGUAGGGCAGAUUAUCGGCGCCAUUGUGGCUGAAACCAGAGAACAAGCCAAACGAGCAGCCGAGCAGGUGGCCAUAACUUACCAGGACAUCCAACCUGCCUUUUUCACUAUAGAGGAGGCCAUUGAACACCAGUCAUUUUUUGACCCAAAGAGAAAACUGGAAAGAGGAAAUGUGGAAGAAGGCUUUGAAAAAGCAGACCACAUACUGGAGGAUGAGCUGUAUAUGGGUGGUCAAGAACACUUCUACAUGGAAACGCAGGGAUUGAUUGCAAUUCCUAAGGCAGAGGCAGGUGAAAUGGAGCUCUAUGUUGCCAGUCAGCAUGCAGCUUAUACUCAGGAAGUGGUGGGCAUCACUCUUGGCAUUGAUUCCAAUAAGAUCACAUGUCAUGUGAAGAGGCUGGGAGGUGGAUUUGGUGGCAAAGUCAUGAAGAUUGCAUCAUUAUCUGCCAUCGCUGCUACAGCCGCUUACAAGACUGACCGUGCUGUACGAUGUGUACUAGAACGUGGAGAUGACAUGUUAAUCACCAGUGGCAGGUCCCCUUUCUUGGGAAAGUACAAGGUUGGAUACAUGAAUGAUGGAACAAUCCUGGCUGCUGAUAUCACGUACUACAGUAAUGGAGGAUGCACUCUGGAUGAAUCCUCCUUUAUCAUGGAGAAAGCUCUCCUUCACAUGGAUAAUGGCUACAAGAUCCCAAAUCUACGUGGACAUGGACUGGUGUGCAAGACCAACUUACCCUCAUAUACAGCCUUCCGUGGAUUUGGUGGACCUCAAGGGUUGACGAUCAUUGAGGGCGUGCUACAUGAGGUGGCCGCCAGAUGUGGUUUACCUGCACAUCAGGUGAGAGACAUCAACAUGUACAAGGAUGAGAAAUGCUACACCCACCACAAGCAGCUCUUUUCUCCUCGUGACAUGGUUCGGUGCUGGAAUGAGUGUCUCGAGAAAUCUGACUACACCCAUCGAUGUCUGUCUAUCGAGCAGUUUAAUGCCCACAACCACUGGAAGAAGAGAGGGAUCUCCAUUGUCCCACUAAAGUUUGGAAUUGGAUUCUCCAAGGGCUUCUAUAACCAGGGAGCAGCAUUGGUAAACAUCUACAAAGAUGGAUCGGUUCUGAUCUCACAUGGAGGAACCGAGAUGGGUCAAGGUAUCAACACCAAAGCCAUACAGAUUGCAAGUCGCAUUCUGAAGGUUCCAAUGUCUUCGAUCCACAUCAAGGAAACCUGCACAGGAAACGUGCCCAAUGCUGCACCAUCCGCUGCAUCCUUUGGCACGGAUGCUGUCGGGAUGUCAGUCAAGAAUGGUUGUGAGAAACUAAUGAGACGUCUGGAGCCACUCAUUAAGAAACAUCCCCAAUACACCUGGCAACAACUGGUUGUGGAAGCAUAUUGCCAGAAGAUCAGUCUGUCAGCAACUGGUUUCUUUAUGGGCCCCCAUACCAGUGUUGACUGGGAAAAGAGCGAGGGCAACGCAUACUACUACUUUACUUUCGGGGCCUGUUGCUCAGAGGUGGAAAUUGACUGCUUGACAGGAGAUCACAAGAACAUUAGAACCGACAUUGUGAUGGAUGUUGGUCGGAGCAUAAACCCUGCUCUGGAUGUUGGACAGGUGGAGGGUGGUUUUGUCCAGGGAAUUGGGCUCUAUACUAUAGAGGAGUUGCAGUUUUCUCCUGAGGGUGUGUUGUUGACCAGGGGUCCCUCUCAGUAUAAAAUCCCAGCUCUGUGUGACGUCCCUCCUCAGCUUAAUGUCCAUCUGCUGAGGAACGCAGACAAUCCUCAUGCCAUCUACUCCUCAAAGGGGAUCGGUGAGCCUCCUGUGUUUUUCGGCUGCACUUUGUUCUUUGCCAUUAAAGAAGCGAUAGCAGCCGCACGGCGAGAGAGAGGCCUGAGCGACAGUUUCCCUUUCUCUUCUCCUGCUACUGCGGAAAAGAUACGUAUGGCCUGUGAAGACUGCUUUACAAGGAUGAAUCCACUGGAUAGGAAAGUAAAAACCAAACCCUGGACCAUCAAUGUGUGAAGAAAAACAUCAGAUUAUUCAAACUCUGUAAUGCCU
Sinocyclocheilus grahami is the source of this 4097-nucleotide messenger RNA. It is a transcript of the gene aox5, whose product is annotated as aldehyde oxidase 5. The record is from RefSeq and is a predicted model, not a curated record. Gene Ontology annotation, molecular function: FAD binding; iron ion binding; oxidoreductase activity. The transcript is spliced from 35 exons. Lineage: Eukaryota; Metazoa; Chordata; Actinopteri; Cypriniformes; Cyprinidae. The coding region runs from base 48 to 4061 and encodes 1337 amino acids.